Klebsormidium nitens is the source of this 2016-nucleotide messenger RNA. Lineage: Eukaryota; Viridiplantae; Streptophyta; Klebsormidiophyceae; Klebsormidiales; Klebsormidiaceae. The record is from the annotation of a GenBank genome assembly.
GGCUCAUUUGGCACCAACUUCGGAAGCAGAUUCUACAAAUUGCAGCAUUGAACAGGCGCAGCUCAGCAUUGCGCUCAGGCAACCCGUAGCCACCAUCAUGGCGGAGUCGGGUACUAACUGGGCCCGAGCGUCCGGUUCCCUCGUCAUCGUCUUGUUGCUUGUGGGCCUCGUUGGCUCCCAACUGCUGGCGUCCGAGGAGCAGCCGCAGCUCCUAGGUCGCAGAAGCCUACAAGAAAGUGUCCGCCGGUUCCUAGCAGUAAACGACAUCUACGUGUUGAACAGCACCUACGAUGUGAACACCACCAGUGUGACUGUGGUUGGGACCGCGAUUGGGCCCAACGCCAGUGUCACAGGUUACUGGAGCACAAGAGGCAGGCAGAUCUUGGACUUCUAUGGAAAGGAGGUGUUUUUCUCCGGCGUGAGCUGGAACGGGCUGGAGAACAUCGACGGCGCCCCCCACGGGCUGUGGGCGCGCUCGUGGCAGUCCAUGCUCGACCAGAUGAUUGGCCUCGGCCUCAACGUACUGCGGCUGCCCUUCUCUGGGAGCAUCCUGGCGGGGGGGUACAUGCCCCAGAACAUCAACUACUACGCCAACCCAGAUCUCAGGAACCUGACUUCCCUCCAAAUCAUGGACGUGAUCGUGCGGGGCGCGGGUGCCCGCGGCAUGAAGGUGUUCCUGGACUACCACCGCCUGAACGCAGGCUAUGAGCACGAGUGGGGCCUCUGGUACGACGCCAACACGUCCGAGACGCAGUGGAUCAACAACUGGCUCUUCCUGGUUGACCGCUACAACAACGACUCCACUGUUGUGGGGGUGGACCUGUUCAACGAGCCCCAUCACGACGAGGCCAAGCCGCCCGGCCACCUGGGGCCCGAGUGGGCGCCGGACGGCGUCAACGCGACCAUCAACUGGAGGACGUCCGCAAUCAGGUGCGCCAACGCGAUCCACAAGGUGAACCCCAACCUGCUGAUCGCGGUGCAAGGCCUGGACUUAUACCGCGGCCAGUACGGCCUGUGGGGCGGUGUCUUUUUGGGCCAGCUGGACGCGCCGCUCAACCUGACCGUCCCCAACAAGCUCAUCUUCCAGACGCACGACCUGGGGCCAUCCACCUUCAACCAGUCGUACUACAACGCGCCCGACUUCCCGUCCAACCUGCCGGCGCAGUGGGAUCGCAUGUGGGGCUUCCUUUGGGACCGUAACAUCACUCCCGUCUGGGUCGGCGAGUUCGGGGCCAAGUUCGACCCAUACUGCACCAGCGACCGGUGCGCGGUCGUCUUCAGGCAAGAGCAACUGUGGCUGGGCGAGCUGGUGCGGUACAUCCAGAACAAGAGCCUGCCCUGGACGUGGUGGUCGUGGGACCCGACGUCCGAGGACACGGGCGGCCUCCUCGCGGACGACAUGCAGACGCUGCGCGCCGACAAGUACGCCUACAUCCAGAACCUGACAUACCCGGGGUUCAGCAUCCGGAACGCCUCCACCAGCCUGCCCACCGGCAUCCGCACAACCGGGGCGUAACGGGGAAGAUGCAGUGCCGGGUUACAGUAGACAAGAUAGCGCGCCGACAUAUCGCCGUUGAGUAAUUACGUGCUCGUUAGAGGACCGUCUAACCGGGCCGCAAAAGUGGACCCUUCGCUCUUAUAGGUUUCCAAUUUUGUAGAGUUGACUAGGACUACUGUAGUGUCUCGUAAUAAAUUAUUCUGCGACUUGCAACCUAUCCUUGCACAGUCGAGCAAGGUGGCGAGCUUUGCCACUUGACUCCAUCCAAAUACCUUUAGCAAGUUAGGGUCGCCUGGGUUCAUGCCCUAGUUCGUUUAGUCCAGACUAAUGGAUUUGAGACAAAAGAAGACCAAUAGACAAUUUGCAUGCAAUAAGAAUAUGGAACCUUUAGCUAGCAGUUUUUGGUGAUACACAAGCCUGGCCGGCCCAAAAACGCAUUCUGACGGUCAUCGAGAUGCAAGUCCGGCUGCAAUUCGACCACAGCAAACGCAAGGAUUGCAUUCGUGCAUAAAGCACCA